AUGGUUCCCCUUCCCGAAAAAGUCGCCCUCGUCACUGGUGCCAACGGCAUCAGUGGCCACGCAAUCGUCGAACAUUUGAUCAGACAGCCCAAGAGCGAAUGGUCCAAAAUCAUCGUGUCUUCGAGACGGCCCUUGGCUAAUCACUGGAUUGACCCUCGGGUUGAAUUUGUCGCACUCGAUUUCCUUGAACCCAUCGACGUCAUUGUCAGCAAGAUGAAGAACAUCUGCGCCCCUGUUACGCAUGCCUAUUUCACGUCGUACGUUCACGAUGACGAUUUCAAGGUUCUUCGCGACAAGAAUGUUCCCUUGUUUCGCAACUUCAUAGAUGCGCUGGAUACCGCGUGCCCGAAACUGGAACGAGUGUCUCUUCAGACGGGCGGAAAAUAUUACGGUGUCCACCUAGGGCCCGUCAAAGUCCCUCUGGAGGAAGACUUCCCUCGAUACGAUGACCAAGGAUACAACUUCUAUUACUUCCAGGAAGACUACCUGCGAGAAGUCCAGAAGCGGCGCAACACGUGGUCGUACAACAUCAUUCGGCCGAACGCGAUAAACGGGUUUGCUCCUCACGCAAACGGAAUGUCCGAGGCUCUUACGAUUGCAAUCUAUCUGUUGAUUUGCCGCGAGCUCAAUCAGCCGGGCCAGUUCCCUGGAAACGAAUAUUUCUGGACUUCGAUUGAUGAUAACUCAUACGCGCCCAGCCUAGCGGACCUGACGGUGUAUGCGACAACGAAAGACCACUGCAAGGACGAAGCGUUCAAUCACUGCAACGGAGACGUCUUUGUUUGGAAGUACCUGUGGCAGGAUGUCGCCAAGUAUUUUGGUGUUGAGGUCCCCGAGCCAAAGUUCGAAAAGGCAGCCGGCCAAGCCAAAACCCUCAGCAAUGAGAUUGACAUGGUGGAGUGGGCCAAGGACAAGCGCCCUGUCUGGGAGGCGGUCGUCAAGAAGUACGGGGGAAAAUCUGAAGCGUUUGAUUGGGGUACCUGGGGUUUCUUUAACUGGGCCAUAGGAAAAUCAUGGUUGACAAUCUCGUCAAUCAACAAAGCAAGAAAAUAUGGCUGGACCCGCACGGAUAACACGUUCGAUACGUGGAUCGAGACCUACCGGUCUUUUGAAAAUGCCGGUGUCCUUCCUAGCCAUGCUGCACUCAUAGGCGAACAGUGA
Molecule: messenger RNA, 1161 nt
Organism: Aspergillus melleus
Lineage: Eukaryota; Fungi; Ascomycota; Eurotiomycetes; Eurotiales; Aspergillaceae
Product: SDR family oxidoreductase
Exons: 5
Coding region: 1-1161 (386 amino acids)
Source: RefSeq, a predicted model, not a curated record